This is a messenger RNA of Pseudoliparis swirei, 3687 nucleotides long. RefSeq names its product papilin-like. Gene Ontology annotation, molecular function: metalloendopeptidase activity. NCBI's taxonomy places the organism in Eukaryota, Metazoa, Chordata, Actinopteri, Perciformes, Liparidae. The record is from RefSeq and is a predicted model, not a curated record. Gene Ontology annotation, cellular component: extracellular matrix. Gene Ontology annotation, biological process: extracellular matrix organization.
AUGACGCAGCGGAGGAGGUUCAACCGAGAGGACUUUCUCUGCGUCUCCUGGUCGGUUUCCUGCAAGACAGAUAAAGAGAGAGAGAGAGACAAAGGGCUGCAGCCAGAAAACCCUCCUCAUAUAUCCAGGACUUUGUAGAACCUUCCAGACUUCCAAGUCAAAACUCCCAGAGAGAAACCAGCUCAGUCGGUCCUGCGCAAGGACGCACCAGCGGCUCAUUGGACUCCAAGAACACCGCAUUUAAAGCCACUAAACACGGGAACGACGAAGAUGCUCCUGCCUCUGGUAACCCUCCAGCUGCUGUUGGCUCCAGUGCUCAUGGUGCCCGGUGUGGAUCGCUGGGACUCAUGGGGUCCUUAUGGAGAAUGCAGCCGGAGCUGUGGCAGCGGAGUGACCGUGAGAACCAGAAGCUGUAUCACACACAGGACUGACGGAGGACACAACUGUGUGGGACCAGACAAGUCUUACCGCACCUGCAACAUCCAGGACUGUCCCGAGGGAUCCAAGGAUUUCCGUGAAGACCAGUGCUCCCAGUUUGAUGGGACUGACUUCCAGGGGAAACUCUACAAGUGGCUUCCAUAUUAUGGAGCGGAGAACCGCUGUGAGCUGAACUGCAUCCCGAGAGGGGAAAACUUCUUCUAUCGUCACCGCAGCUCCGUGGUCGACGGGACGGCCUGCCACCCCGGGCGGAGGGACGUGUGCGUGGAGGGAGUCUGCAAGCGUCUCGGCUGUGACGACACGCUGGGGUCUCUUCAGCAGGAGGACGCCUGCCUGCAGUGCGGGGGCAACGGACAGACCUGCUCCCAAGUCAAGGACCGCUUCUCGGUCCGCGACCUGCCGACCGGCUACAACCAGAUGUUCAUCAUCCCUGUCGGAGCCACCACCAUCAGCAUCAGAGAAACAGUGGCCACGCGCAACUACCUCGCUAUCAAGAACCUGCGUGGUGAGUACUACCUCAAUGGCCACUGGGUAAUUGAGUUUUCCAGGUCGACACCCAUCGCUGGGACUGUGCUGUACUACCAGCGAGGAGCUGAGGGAGACAAUGUGCCCGAAACCAUCAUCGGCCGCGGCCCCACCACCGAACCCCUGGUCGUUGAGCUGAUCAGCCAGGAGCCAAAUCAAGGAGUGGAGUUUGAGUAUUAUCUUCUCAAUGGACGCUCCAGACAGGGCUACUCCUGGAGUUUUGGAUCCUGGUCUUCCUGCAGCAGAGAGUGUGGAUCAGGACACCAGUCUCGCUCGGUGUUCUGCACCGUUGACAACGAGGCCUACCCCGACUAUCUCUGUGCAUCUCUGCCGAGGCCACAGAACAACCGUACGUGCAACCCCCACGCGUGCCCACAGAGCCGCAGGAUGGCGUACCUGUACCCACCACAGUUGUGGAGAUCCUCGAAAAGGCCCCGAGCCUUUGUGUUCAGUCUGGUUUGCUCGGCGAGCUGUGGUUCAGGCCGGCAGACCAGGGAGGUCACCUGCGUCGGCUCGGGGGGAACGCGGCUCGGGGAAAGCUCCUGCGGCGCUCUGCUCCGCCCGACCGCCGCCCGGCCCUGCGAGGAGGCGGCCUGCCGACGACAGACCGGCUGGCACGUCGGAGACUGGGGACUGUGCUCCGUGAGCUGCGGCUCCGGCUCGCGGGAGCGUCAGGUGAUCUGCUCCGACCCGCAGAGGAACCUGUACCCCGCGGUGCGAUGUGACGCCGACCCCAAGCCCUCCACCGCGGAGCGCUGCAACGGCCAGUCCUGCUCCGGCCCGCAGGGAGUUCCCAGCAUCCAGGACACACGAGGACACGACAACACUCAGACGGGUUUCCAGCCUCAUGGGCCGGACCACACCACAGCCCGCCGGCCGGAGACGUAUCCGAGCCAGACGAACACGGUCCACGACCCUCAGGGCUCCGCCCCCGCCCUGCACUGCAGCCAGUCCCAUUACGGCUGCUGCCCGGACGGACGCACUUCGGCCGGGGGCCCCCAGGGUCUGGGCUGCCCACAUGUGCCAGCCCCCGUCCGGCCACACUGCGUCCAGACCAGAUCAAGUGAAGAGUUUGAGCCAUCACAUGCCAGAAUAGUCAACGACAUCUGCCGCGUGUACCCAGCCUAUUUCGGCCAGGGAACAAAACUGACGGUUCUCGAACCUGGACAUGACGUCAGCGGGCCGACAGUCAAAGUGCUUCGCCCUUCACCAAAGGAGUGUCAAAGCCACGGAGACCAGGAGAAGAAGAAGAAGACCAUCGUGUGUGUGGCCAGUGGGUUCUACCCAGACCACGUCGGCGUGCUCUGGAAGGUCGACGGGGUGGAGGUCACCACCGGGGUGGCGACCGACAGCGCCGCUCUCCGGCACGGCAAGUCUUACAGGAUCAGCAGCAGGCUGAGGGUCUCUGCCAACGACUGGUUCACAGACCAAGAGUUCACCUGCAGCGUCCGCUUCUUCAACGGGACGCACACGGAGCUCUACUCACACUCCAUCCUGGGGGGGAAAGGAGCGCUGACCAGAGAGAAAUAUCUGAGGAUCGCACAGACGGCCAAACUGUCCUACGGGGUUCUCAUCGUCAAGAGCGGCGUCUACGGAGCCUUUGUGGCGUUUCUGGUGUGGAGGCUUCAGACAGAGGGAUCAUCUCAGCUGGUUCAUACCUCACUGCCCGGCGACGCCCCUUUGCCGCGCUUCAGCAUCGAGCGGUCCAGCUCGUCUUCGCUGGAGAUGCGCGCCGGACAAACCGCCAGACUGUCCUGCACCGUCGUCCCCCGGGCGGCUCUCCGGACCGUCAGCAUCCAGUGGACGAAAGAUGGCCGCUCCCUCAGUGACUCCAGGUUUACCCAGCAUUCCGAUGGCUCUCUGACCGUCGGCUCGCUGAAGGCCGCGGACUCCGGCGUGUACACGUGCACCGCCUCCUCCCAGCAGCAGCUGGAGCAGCGGCAGCUGCAGCUCAGAGUCCAAGCCAACCUGAAGAUCACCACAGCUCCCAAUAACAUCCAGGUGCCUGAAGGCAGCACCGCUCUGCUCCCCUGUGUGGUGUCAGGAGACAACGUCAAACCGAUUCACGCCACACAAUGUCUUUGUGCCGCAGAUGUCGAUCUGCCGCCGGAAUGCGUGGACCAGCCGGAGCUCGCCAACUGCGAGCUGAUAGUUUACGCCCGCCUGUGCUCCAACUCGUACUACUCCAGCUUCUGCUGCGCCAGCUGCACCAGGCACGCACAGAGCAACCAGCGGCCCGGGGGGGCGGGCUGGGGGAAGAGGGCGAGGGCGUGAGACGUCGAAACCUUCCAAACCCCUGAACCUUUUGCCAAAAGUACUUAAAACUGCAACGGAAUAAGAGACCGAUGACGAGUAGAUGUGGUUAAACGUGUGGACCUGGAGUUCAGGGAGUCUGUUUAUACACUGGAGACGGGAACGAGGGGCCGAUGCAAAGAUGGAGAGUCUGUUGGAUGUGAUGAAGCAAGAGUCAAACGUUCUUUGUCGCUGUUCUUUUAAAAUAAUUUAUUUUCUCUUCACUGUACGUGUUCUCUGUUUUCUAGAGAAUACUUUUUACUUGCAGGUCAUUAAACAGAUUUAACAAUCCAAUGAAAUGAAACUGUUUUAAUGAAAUGAAUAUAUUGGGCUAUUUUCACUGAUUAAAAAAAAAGGUUGUAUUUUCUCUUCGCGAUGUUUAUUUUUAUGUAAUUAUUUGAUAUUAAAAAAUCAUAUUUUGCUAAAAAAGCG